Messenger RNA from Bolinopsis microptera, 754 nucleotides. RefSeq lists its product as uncharacterized. Lineage: Eukaryota; Metazoa; Ctenophora; Tentaculata; Lobata; Bolinopsidae. The record is from RefSeq and is a predicted model, not a curated record. The transcript has a single exon. Bases 57 to 614 code for a protein of 185 amino acids.
CUCUCUUCAUUAUCGUUAUUUCUCAUUACUCAAUCUAAUCUCUUAAACUGUUAACGAUGAAGUGCUUCAGCGUAGUAUUCUUCACGGUACUUCUCACCGCGGUGACUGGAGGAUCUAAGAUAAAGAACCUCAAAAAUGAUAUUGCAACUCUAGAAGGCGCUUUUUCCUCAGUCCUUGAAGAAACAGAGUCGGCGAUCGCAAACAUGACAGCCCGAAUAGACAAAAUGGAGGCAGAACGAGUGAAACUGGAUCAAGCACACGCCUGGCAAGCUCUCCACAUGGCAGCAGCUGCUGCUUGCAGAGGAAGCACAGCUACUGGAGGCAGCGGACCUUGGGGAAACGCUGUCAUCGCUAAAGAAAACACGAGAAGUUGUACCGCUGUCUGCGGAGAUACCGUGUUCAACCUGUGUGACGCUGACAUCUCCGUCAGUGGUUACAUUGGAAAAGCUCAGUCCUACUCACAGAGACUGGGACACUUCUUCAACUACGGGUGUGGAACUCCUGGGAACACGAACGAGAAGUUUGACGAGGUGAAAGCGGGAGGAGAUGACGUGUUCAAAAAUAUCGACACCGGUAAUUGGUACUACCGCUUUUGUUGCUGCAGGAAAGCUUAAUGGCAAUGAAAUGUUAGCGCCGAUAGAUUGAACACUAGUUAAUCAGAUCAUAGAUGGUAGCCUUUUGAUCGCUUCAUUUUUGUGAAAUAGUAGACAUUUUUUGACAACAAAUUGUUAUACAAAUUUUCAUUAUACCGAUA